Messenger RNA from Brassicogethes aeneus, 1512 nucleotides. The record is from the annotation of a GenBank genome assembly. Lineage: Eukaryota; Metazoa; Arthropoda; Insecta; Coleoptera; Nitidulidae.
AUUUUGUUUGAUCAUUGUUGCAUGUCCUGAAAAAGCAAAUAUACAAACCCGGAAUGCUAACAAAACAAUUAAUUAAAUGGUCACUAAACGAAGGACUAUAAAUACGCUAUGUAUUUUGCGUAAGAUGUAAACUUUACAAUUAUCAUCUAUUAGUGCUUUUGAACCAAAUGAUUCAGGGAAAAUGUCGCAUAUGGAAUUUAUGCAUAUCGGCUUUGGCCUUCCUAUCGUUAUACAAUAUUAUUAUAACAUUAAAACUACUAUACGCUCCAGAAUGCUUAAGACAUAGCCCUCCUCUGCCAAAACCAACUGUUAAAAUAAUCCGCAGGCCAUGCGAAAAAGACGAAAAAGCCAUAUACACCAAACAGGUAAUGAAUUUAAAUCUUCAAUUAGGUAGAUGGGACAUGAGGUUGCAAUAUAAAUUAUUUGAUCACAUAGUAACAGGUGAAAAGUUUGCUAUACUCAGCGAACUGUUUCGAACUUGCUUGGCUACACAAAGUUCUAUAGAAAAAAUUGCUUCAAUAAUUGAAGUAUCUAAUCACUGGAAUGGUCCAAUAUCAUUAGCAAUAUUCGCUGCUAGCGAAGACGAGCUAAAUACGCUUUUAUUAUAUGUUAUGUAUUUAAGAAAAUGUGAUGCGAGAAUCAGAGACAAGGUUUCCUUUCAUUUGGCAAUUCCCAAAGAUAAAAGACCAAAAAAAGUUGCCAUUGACAUUGAAAAACUGGAUGAAAUGGACUGUGGAAAUCCAAUGGGCACCCUUCAAAGCCUUAUUAAAAAACUCCAGAAACAAAAUGGGAUGUGGAGAAUGAAAAUGCCAUAUCCCCAAAAUUUAAUGAGGAAUUUGGCUAGAAAAAACUGUCAAAGCAAGUUCGUUUUUUUAACUGACGUUGAUAUCAUUCCAAAUAAAGGUAUGGCUGAGAGUUUGGAUGUGUUUCUUAUAAAUGCCAAAUGUAAGGGGUUGUGCGCGUAUGUUAUACCAACAUACGAGAUUGACGAAAGAGUACGUUUCCCUCCUAAUAAGACUGAAUUAAUUCGACUAGCUAAUAGGGGUCUCGCUAGGCCGUUUCAUCAUAAGGUUUUCAUUUAUAACCAGUAUGCUACUAAUUUUUCAAGAUGGCAAAAUGCCACCAACGAAAGAGAUGAAGUUCAUAUUAAUCAUCCAGUAACAAAUUUUGAAUUUCUUUAUGAACCUUUUUAUGUUGCACCAGAUACGGUUCCUUUGCAUGAUGAAAGAUUUGUUGGAUAUGGAUAUACAAGAAAUAGUCAGGUUUACGAGAUGUAUGUGGCAGGUUAUGAGUUUUUGGUUUUGUCUCCUAUUUUUACAUGUCAUUGGGGUUUGCAAAUAAAACGCACCAGACCUCCAUGGCGAGAACAUCAAAAUAACUUAAAUAGAAAAAAUUUUGACGGCUUUAAAACAGGAAAUCUUUGCUAGAUACAAUAAAAGAUCCUCUUAACAUGAUGAACGUGCAGAAAAAAAAGAGAUUUAUAAUAUGAGGACGAUUUUGUUUUAAUGUAUG